Pararge aegeria (speckled wood butterfly) is the source of this 2780-nucleotide messenger RNA. It is a transcript of the gene Ets98B, whose product is annotated as DNA-binding protein D-ETS-4. The transcript is spliced from 6 exons. Lineage: Eukaryota; Metazoa; Arthropoda; Insecta; Lepidoptera; Nymphalidae. Gene Ontology annotation, cellular component: nucleus. Gene Ontology annotation, molecular function: DNA-binding transcription factor activity, RNA polymerase II-specific; sequence-specific DNA binding. The coding region runs from base 170 to 1624 and encodes 484 amino acids. Gene Ontology annotation, biological process: regulation of transcription by RNA polymerase II; cell differentiation. The record is from RefSeq and is a predicted model, not a curated record.
CGGCAGCAGUCGCGUACACACCGGGAAAUUUCCCACACAGUAAAUAAACCGGGGAUGCGAAUUUUCACGUAAACAUUUAGCGCGCGGAAAUGGACUGAUCGUUUACACAAACUGAUCCGAGCAUUUGAGUUUAACAACGUAAAAGUGAACGAACUGUACGAGUUUAAAAAUGUUGUGGGAGAGCAGUCACAACGAGGAAUCGGACACGAUGCCACAGACGGUGCCCCGGUCUGGGUGCAGCCCCCCAUCGGCAUCCCAGGGCGAGAGAGCAGUACCAACUUCACCCGCCGACAUACACCAUCUUCUGCGCCUUCUUGGUGCUGAAUCCCCACCAGAACCGAUGUUGCACUCCCCUCCCACACAUAUAAAACCUCCCCCACCUUAUCCAGAAGAUAACAACUAUCUUGAGCGCCUUUACGAUCUAGAAAGCUACCCAACCCCCUCUCCAUCAUCUGACGAAGGAUCAAUUCCCACAGUGGCGUUCCAACCACCUUCCCCUUACAACUCCCUAGACUAUCCAGUUUUCAUCAAAGAAGAACCACAUAAUAGGCUCUCAGUGCCCGGAUUUGCUUCGCCCUAUCCUUUAUCCCCUUCAGGCUCCUGCGUAUCAUACGGAAGUCAUAACCAAUACUUGUCACCGGUCCCACACCACGAAGAAUACAUAGAUAUUGAGGAUUUACUCAAAGAGAAUCAGAUUUUACAAGAAAGUGUACAACACAGUUACAUAACACCAAAAAUCGAAAUCGAAGAACCAAGAGAUCACAUUCUAUUGCGUUCGGCGCUUGAAGACACAACAUUUCAAAAACGUCUCAAUUUGAGGCCUAUUCCAUUAGAAUUAGGAAGUGUCAAAAUGGAAGAAAGUAGUGGAGGUACCGGUGAAGAAUCACUUGUAACCCCUGCUAUAGACCGCGUGCUCUCAAUGGCUAUUGAGCAGUCUAAACGAGAUGUGGACAACACAUGUACAGUUCUAGGUAUAUCACCAGACCCAAUGCAGUGGAGUACGAGCGAUGUGAAAGCGUGGGUGAUGUUUACAUUACAACACUUCAACUUGCCAAUGGUACCUACCGAAUACUUUGCUAUGGAUGGCGCAGCCUUGGUCUCACUCACAGAGGAUGAAUUCAAUCAAAGGGCACCACAAGCCGGUAGCACUCUGUACGCACAGCUGGAGAUCUGGAAAGCGGCGAGGCACGAGAGUUGGAGGAGUCAAUGGACUGAGCACGAACAGCCUUCCCCCGCCCCGGCACCACCCGGCUUGCCGUCAGCUGAUGAUUUGAGUGAUGCAGAAGAAGAUACAGAGUCAGUAAACACAAGUGCGAGUCAGGGAGGAGGGAAAGUGAAGUCGGGCAGCACGCAUAUACACCUCUGGCAGUUCCUGAAGGAGUUGCUUGCGUCCCCCCACAUACACGGAUCUGCGAUACGGUGGUUAGAUCGAAGUAACGGAAUCUUCAAAAUUGAAGAUUCAGUCCGAGUAGCGAGACUGUGGGGCAAGAGAAAGAACCGGCCAGCCAUGAACUAUGACAAGCUGUCCAGAAGUAUUCGGCAGUACUACAAGAAAGGUAUCAUGAAGAAAACUGAGAGGAGUCAGAGGCUCGUGUACCAGUUUUGUCACCCGUACUGCUUGUAAGCUCCUUGUGAUGUCGUAGUAUAAGUGAAUUGUACAUAAUUGUUGUAAAUAAUGGCUUGUGUGAGCCGCGGUAAUGCGGACACCUAGACAACUGGUUGAGUUUUACGACGUGCGUAAAACUCAACGCAGUUAAUGAGUUUGUCGAUGUUAUAGCAUCUCAAGAGGCGAGUAAACGUCCUUAGAUGUGAAAACAUCGAUUGACACUCCUCCAUAUAAUUCGAGGAAGGUAAUUUUCUCUAGAAUUCUAUUGGAUGGAGUUCAUGGUCGCGAUAGUUUUAAGUUCUUUUUUACCAGCGACUAGAGGUCGGUCAUCGAUCGUUUGAUUGGACCGAUCAUUUUGAUUGGUUUUCGACCGACAUUCGAAACCUGGUAAUGUUUAUCCCAUAUAUCUAUGAUAUAUUUCUAGUACGUUCUAUGAACUUUUAGAUAAGCGAUUUGUAAAUACUACGUUCGAAUCUAUGUUAAAAUAAAUGAGCAUAAGUUUGCUCGCGUUCUCGUUUAAGUUAAUGAAGAGGUAAUUCUCAUUUAAUUUAAAAUAAUUAAUUUAUGUUUUUUUUUUUACUAUUAUUUGUUAGCAACGUGUAACGUUAGCUUAAUGUUAAUACUAAUAAUGUUUUUCAAUACAUUUGUGUGUGAGCACGCAUAUGGGACACUUGCAAUUUAGGUUUAAUUAACUUUAAGUGGUGGUGCUCAACUGCUUGUGCACAUAUCUCUUCAGUAAACGAAAAUGACAAUUAGUUAGUAGAUACAAACGAUAACACAGAUAUACCGGUCCAUUUUGUUUACCAAAGAGUUUUGUUAACAAAAGGUUAGCACCAUUGUGAUGUAUGAACUCUAAACUUAAGAGUAAAAGAAUUAGAAAUGUUUAUGUGAGAAAUUAGAAAUUUUGUGCCAAAUAGACAGUAAAUUCGGAUUUAUUCGGGACAAAAUAUUUGUAUUAUAAGGAGCUCACCGAUGUAAACUUGUAUGAAUAAUACCUUAUUUAGAACGGUGAUGGUAAAUGGGGUCAUAGGUUUAAGACAUAAUGUAAUUAAACUACGACGCAGUAAGUGUCGAUAAUAAGUAAUAUUAUAGUAAUUUGAUUAAACUAAUGUAGAUUUUAUGAAUCAUGUAAUUAUUAUGUUGCAUCAAAAUAAAUGGCCAUUUUUAUAAUCAA